AUGGUUCUGUCUACCCCUAAGCUGCAAUUGGAGGCGGGCGCCGGCGAGGGUCCCGGGCCUCCAGGCAACAACAACUCGGAUGGCGCGGUCGCCAGCCCCCCUCGAGACGACAACCACAACCCCCCACAGCCCCCCUCGCCACGGAGGCCCCUCUAUACUUCUGAAGCCCUGAAGCUGUACGGCGACAGAAUCACCGAGUGGGAGAGGAAUGAGAUCCGCAAGUACCCUGAAAUCUGGUUCCUGGGCCUCGAAGCCAACAAGAUCCAGGCCAAGUCCAACCUACCCAAUAAUUGCGGGUUCGACGAUGACAACGGCAGUUAUAAUAAGCAAAUCCACGACCACAUAGCUUACCGGUAUGAGAUUCUGGAGGUCAUCGGCAAAGGGUCCUUCGGGCAAGUGAUCCGCGCCCUGGACCACCGCACCGGCACCCAAGUGGCCAUCAAGAUCAUCCGCAACAAGAAGCGGUUCCACCACCAGGCCCUGGUGGAAGUCAGGGUCCUGGACCACCUGCGGCUGAAGGACAAGGACCAAUCGCACAAUGUGAUACACAUGCUGGACUAUUUCUACUUCAGGAACCAUUUGUGCAUCAGUUUUGAGUUGAUGAGCAUCAAUCUCUACGAGCUGAUAAAGAAGAACAACUACCAAGGUUUCAGCCUGAGCCUGAUCAGACGGUUCGCCAACUCGUUGCUGCGUUGUCUCAGGCUAUUGGAAGCUGAGAACAUUAUACACUGCGAUUUGAAACCGGAAAACAUCCUGCUGAAAGCGCGGGGCAGCUCCUCGAUCAAGGUGAUAGACUUCGGCAGCUCCUGCUACACCCACGCCCGGGUGUACACCUACAUCCAGUCCAGGUUCUACCGGAGUCCCGAGGUCAUCCUGGGGCUGCAGUACGGGACCGCUAUAGAUAUGUGGAGCAUGGGUUGCAUCCUUGCGGAACUCCACACAGGCUACCCGCUAUUCCCAGGGGAGAACGAAGCGGAACAACUGGCAUGCAUCAUGGAACUACUAGGACCCCCACCACCGGACCUCCUGAUACAUGCUACGAGAAAGCGGCUUUUCUUUGAUUCAAAAGGUUCUCCCAGAAGUGUCACGAAUUCCAAAGGGCGCAAGCGGAGACCUGGAUCGAGAACGCUGGCCACCGCUGUGAGGACCGACGAUCCAGCUUUCUUACACUUCUUGCACAGAUGUUUAGAAUGGGACCCAAAGCGACGCAUCACGCCCACAGAAGCGACCCGGCACGAGUUCGUCACGGGGUGCCCCCUGGGGUCCGCACCCACUGGGAUCCUAGCGUUGCCCCGGCUAGCGCCCCCCAGACCCACGCGCGGGUCGCUGCUCCACUCGCAGUCAGCGGGGGACGUGGCGGCCAUGUUGGGGCGCGCGUGA
Molecule: messenger RNA, 1380 nt
Organism: Amyelois transitella
Lineage: Eukaryota; Metazoa; Arthropoda; Insecta; Lepidoptera; Pyralidae
Gene: Dyrk2
Product: dual specificity tyrosine-phosphorylation-regulated kinase 2
Exons: 9
Coding region: 1-1380 (459 amino acids)
Biological process (GO): peptidyl-threonine phosphorylation; peptidyl-serine phosphorylation
Cellular component (GO): nucleus
Molecular function (GO): protein serine/threonine/tyrosine kinase activity; ATP binding; protein serine/threonine kinase activity
Source: RefSeq, a predicted model, not a curated record